This is a messenger RNA of Olea europaea var. sylvestris, 1845 nucleotides long. RefSeq names its product F-box protein At1g30790-like. Gene Ontology annotation, molecular function: protein binding. The transcript is spliced from 2 exons. NCBI's taxonomy places the organism in Eukaryota, Viridiplantae, Streptophyta, Magnoliopsida, Lamiales, Oleaceae. The record is from RefSeq and is a predicted model, not a curated record. Bases 468 to 1562 code for a protein of 364 amino acids.
AUUUACAUGGUUCAUCUUUUCUUGUUGGAAUGGUUUUGACAUUUACAUGGUUCAUCUUUUCUUGUUGGAAUGGUUUUGACCAAUUCGGUUGAUUGGUGGUUAGAUUAGAAAAAAAGAAUAAACAAACAAUUCUCCCUUUUGACAAAUUCAUAUAUUCCGAAUAAUCGCAUACGUUACCUGCUCUGAAGUUUGCAAGCAUUCAUCGUAUUUAAAGGAAGCAUCAUGCCAUUCUUUGAAAGUCCACUGCCGCCGCUCCAGCAACCUGUUUAUUUAAACACUGAUGAAGUAAUUAUGUGGUAUCUUCCCUUCAAUUUAAUCAAUUUGAAGCUUCAAAUGACUUUCUCUGCAGAAACAGAGAGUCCUCUGCUACCUGUAUAGAGAUAUCGAUGAGUCGGUCCAACAGUUGAUCAAUAUAACAAUCUAAAACCAGAAGAUAGACAAAGAAGGAAAGAGUUAUAGGGUGGAAAAUGAAAGGAAUUGACGACUUUCCUCGUGAUUUGAUCAUUGAAAUACUCUCAAGACUUCCUGCUAAGGUUCUCUGCAAGUUCAGGUGCGUCUCAAAACGAUGGUACAAUUUAUUAACUAAUGACAGGGACUUGAUGACGCGUCACUCAGAAUUGUCCAAGCUAAAACCUCUAUUAUUGAUCCGGAAAUAUAUUUCGGAUGCAAAUGGGGAACCGGAUAGAAGCAAAGUCACUAUUGAAUUGACCUCAAUAGACACGGAGGGAAAUAUAACAGAUGAAUUCAGGGAAGUACUUGAUGGACCUGUUCAUACAUUCAUUUCUUGCUAUCCUUUCAGUGUUUUAUGCUGCAUGUACUCGCUUUAUGUUUGCAAUCCUAGUAUUCAUCAAGUUGUUCGAGUCCCAUAUCCGUCUAAUGCUCGUCUAUACAACGUAGGAUUUGGACACCUUCCCAAGUCGAACGAGUUUAAAAUUGUGCAUUUGUUGUACCAUUCCUUUGUUGGAGACGGAAAAAUUGGUUGCGAGAUUUUUAGUUUUAAACAUGGUGAGGGAGUCCACUCUGGCUUUUGGAGAACACUUGGAGAUUAUCCUUGUAGUGCCUGGAUUGAUGGUCACCCUCUAUGCCUGAAUAAAGCUAUAUAUUGGGGACUAAUUGCUACUUCGUGGAACGACAAGUCUAUUCUCUCAUUCAACUUGGAGAACGAAGAAUUUAACGUUAUUUCUUAUCCCGCAUUUGAUUCUGAAAAGUACAUUUUCUUGGAAUAUACAGGGAUUAAGGGGUGUUUAUCUUUGGUGGGGUGUUCAGCAGGAACAUCUGCCCUGGAUAUAUGGUUGCUGAAGGAUGAGAAGAAGAUUUGGGUGUUGGAAUAUAGUAUUAGUCUCUCCCCCUUAAAUGUUAUGUUUUUGAUUCCUUGUGAUAAUCAGGGUGAAGAACUAUUGAUCCAUGUGGAGCAAAGAGGGCUCAUUUGUUUUAGUGUCAAGAAUCAAACCUGUAGACGGGUUGAAUACUGCAGAGCCAUGAAGAAUUUCAAUAAGCCAUGUCUUUACUAUGAUAGCCUUAUUCCUCUAAGCUCUGUGACACAUCGAAUUGAAAAGUACUAGGUAGUAUUACAGAAGACGAUAAAGCUAAGAUGUAGCAUUAUAUUGUCGAGUACUGUGUAUCAAAAAUGUCUAGAAUCAUAGAGAGAGUGAUACUUUCUACAAAUUGGAAUAUUUGGGUCACUGUAGAAGAAAGGGUCCCUGGAAUCUUGUUCCCUUGAUGGCGUAGAUUGUAUUUUUCUUUUCAUAAGCAUGUUUUUUUUUCCUAGUUUAUUUGUUUCGAUCUUUGAUCUUAUGUAUGCAAAGUAUUUUGUAUAAUAUAAAAAAUAAUUGCAGUUGUGUUGCA